Pieris rapae (cabbage white) is the source of this 561-nucleotide messenger RNA. RefSeq names its product serine protease inhibitor 3/4-like (gene serpin-33). Gene Ontology annotation, molecular function: serine-type endopeptidase inhibitor activity. NCBI's taxonomy places the organism in Eukaryota, Metazoa, Arthropoda, Insecta, Lepidoptera, Pieridae. The coding region runs from base 1 to 561 and encodes 186 amino acids. The transcript has 4 exons. The record is from RefSeq and is a predicted model, not a curated record.
AUGAAUGAGAGUAAACUUCUCUUACAUUUUAACAAGAGCAUAAUAGUGUCACCACUUUCACUGCGACUUCCGCUGUGUAAGCUGGCUUCUGUCGCUCAAGGCGACGUAAAGGUAGAAUUAUUGCAAUUCUUGGAAUACAAAAAUAUAAAUAUGGUGAUUAAUAUGAAACUUGCCAGCCCCGGAGUGUCAAUGACAUUUGUAAUACCUGAAGACAGGAAGAGCCUUCAAGACUUUCUUCGGAAUUUAUUGAGACCCAACUACUUUAGGACUAUCAAAAAGAGGAUGCGAAUGGAAUUUCUAAACAUAGCGAUACCCAGAUUUAAGUUAAAGACCUUGGUAGAUUGGACGGAUUCCUUACAGAAGGUGGGAUUAAAAAAACUAUUUGAUAUAAACAGUACAGGGCUGAAUAACAUGUUAAUAAAUGAGGCCACUGACAAACCCCUGCAUAUAAGUAAAGUGAAACAAAAGAACUUCAUUGAAGUUAAUGAGAUGGGUGCAUAUCGGAUUAUUACCACAGAAUGUAAGUUGCAUUUUACUCUGAGUAUAGAAAGAACAAUGUGA